Messenger RNA from Cooperia oncophora, 249 nucleotides. The record is from the annotation of a GenBank genome assembly. Lineage: Eukaryota; Metazoa; Nematoda; Chromadorea; Rhabditida; Trichostrongylidae.
AUGUGCACGGUGUGCGGGAUCGUUGUUGGAGAAAUUCAGGAAAUGGUCGACCUUGGAGGCAGCAUUGAAACGGCUAUCAGAGAGAAGUGUGAAGAAAACACACCGAAGUUCAUGGUUCGCACUUGCCAAAAGUUUCUCCACGGUCUUACAAAGUUAGGCGACAAAUUGAAGAAACAGGAUCCCGAAGAGCUUUGCGGGACGCUACAUGUUUGUGGAGGAUCUGAUGAUGAUGAAGAUGAUGAAGAAUGA